AUUAUAAAUUGACAAAAUUGUUUUAAACCUUGAUAGAAUGAAAAACAAUUAUUUUCUGAACGUGACAAAAUUUAAACAAUCAAUUGCCAAGAGGAAGACAGACUGCAUAUGCUCAGCUUUCUGGUGGGUUGACCUGAAUACGUUUGACCCGCACUCCUAAUGUUCGUGCGCCUUGCUUUCACGUUAGGGAUCUUUUGAGCUUUAUAGAUUGAAGGAGAUGACGCGGACCUUGGUGUACGUGCAGCGUCUUUGAUCGGCAUCUUAAGAUAAAGCUUUCUCGUACUUAAAGUAUUCCGAGCGGGGUCCUUGAGACUAUGUGAGACAUCUGGGUCAAUUGAAGCGUUUUUAAAGAUUCUGCUGUUUUCUUUAGAAGAAUAUAGAAGGCACAUUCGACUACAGCAAUGAAUUGUACAGAUCACACGCGGCAUAACUCAGACUUUUCUCAUCGAUUAAUUUUUCUGCUGUUUACUGUGCCAACCUUCUUUGUCGGGUCAACGUUGAACGGAGCAGCUUUGUGCAUGAUAUGUUGUCAUAUGAAACAGCGGACUAAGCAGUUCAUCUACGUUGUCAAUCUCGUCAUCUCAGACAUCCUUCUACUCUUCAUUUUGCCUUUCAAGGUCUACGCCUUCUAUGUCGAACACUGGACAAUGGAGAAAGCGUUCUGCCGAUUUCUUGAGUCUUUGUGUUUCGUGAACACUUACACCAGUAUCCUGGUGAUAACUCUAAUCUGUGUGGAUCGGUACGUAGCUGUCAUGUAUCCUUUCAAGGCCAGAGCCAACUUAUCCCCCAGAACCAUCGCAGGAAUCUGUGCCGUCAUCUGGAUUGUCGUGUGUUUAUGUACCAUUCAGAUCUACGCCAAUAAUCAGUCGGACUCCUGUUUUUACGCUCUAUCUGUAGAAGUUCUGGACCUUGCUUUCGUCGCUCCACUGGAAGCAUUGUUUUUGAUUUGCGCACUCACAAUGCUAUUCUGUGCGCUUCGCAUUAUCCACACCCUGAAGGCUCGAACCAGUGAGAACCAGGACAGGUGGACUGAUAAAAGCAUCAAAAUCCUCCUUUCAAAUAUGUUCACUUUCCUGAUCUGUUUCACGCCCUAUCACACAUUACUACUGUUAUACACCUUGACUGUCAAUAAAUUCCUCUCAGCAAGUUACUGCGUACUUCUGCGCAGCGCCGCGCAUUAUGCAUUCUACUUGUCCAAUGUCAAUAGUUGCCUGGACGCGAUUUACUAUUUCUAUGCCAUCAAGGAACUGCGUCGAACUAAGCAAAUCCCAGACAAGAAAAUCCAGAUGGAUGUCUACGACACAUCAGUGGGCUCUACCAGCCUUCAGCAGAACUCUCAGAUACAUUAGUUUGCUCCGCAAUGUGGCUGUACUAUUUUACAGCAGCAAAUACCCGAUUUUACCGCUUUUAUUUAAACGAACUUGUCACCGUUGUAUCUGGCCCAUAUAUGUAUAAAUCCUUGUUAAUCUUUUUAGUUAUUCAUAUCACAGUCCAAAUUCUUUGCCAUAAUUACUUAACCUUUUACCUUGUAGGAGAAAGGCUUGGUACUAUCGACCAACAACAAUCACAUCAGUUGCACUCUCCCCUCCUUCCCAGCAGUUUUACACUUUAUUCUUUCUCUAAAGUUCACCAAAUUCCUCUUCAAGAUAUUUUUGUCGCUACAAAAAAAA
This is a messenger RNA of Mobula hypostoma (lesser devil ray), 1670 nucleotides long. RefSeq names its product G-protein coupled receptor 35-like. The coding region runs from base 402 to 1349 and encodes 315 amino acids. Gene Ontology annotation, molecular function: G protein-coupled receptor activity. Gene Ontology annotation, biological process: phospholipase C-activating G protein-coupled receptor signaling pathway; positive regulation of Rho protein signal transduction. The transcript is spliced from 2 exons. Gene Ontology annotation, cellular component: plasma membrane. NCBI's taxonomy places the organism in Eukaryota, Metazoa, Chordata, Chondrichthyes, Myliobatiformes, Myliobatidae. The record is from RefSeq and is a predicted model, not a curated record.